Molecule: messenger RNA, 721 nt
Organism: Theobroma umbraticum
Lineage: Eukaryota; Viridiplantae; Streptophyta; Magnoliopsida; Malvales; Malvaceae
Product: NADH:ubiquinone oxidoreductase, 17.2kDa subunit
Biological process (GO): response to oxidative stress
Cellular component (GO): membrane; respiratory chain complex I
Source: RefSeq, a predicted model, not a curated record
AAAGUGAAAAAGGGGAGCAGCCACAGAGCGAGCGACGAAGAUAGGGAUGGUAUCGACGGUGGUGAAGAGCGCGUUGCAGGCGAUCCGAGAGAAAGGUCUCCGCACUUUCUUAAGGGAGCUCAAGGAAGAUGGCUACACGAAGUGCAUCUUAGGCGGAAACCUUCUGCAAACCAAAAUCCAUAACAUAGGGGCUACACUUGUGGGUGUUGAUAAAUUCGGCAAUAAGUAUUAUGAGAAACUUGGGGACACACAAUCUGGAAGACAUAGGUGGGUUGAGUAUGCAAAGAAGGAUCGUUAUGAUGCUUCUCAGGUACCACCAGAAUGGCAUGGUUGGCUUCACUACAUAACUGAUCAUAAAGGAGAUGAGCUUUUGAUGCUAAAACCUAAGAGGUAUGGAGUUGAGCACAAGGAAAACUUAUCUGGUAAGGGUAAUGAGUUUAUCUACCAUUCUAAAGGACAUGCACUUAAUCCUGGUCAGAGAGACUGGACAAGGUACCAACCUUGGCAGCCAACCAAGGCUGAGUAAUCUUGAAAACCAGUGUUCUGUUGACUUCGCAAGCUCUGGAAUUCUCAGUUUGCUUUUGAUGAAUAAUUUCCUGUAUUUGUCUCAAACGAUAGUUUUUAUGCAUCUGUUUACUGCAAGAAACUGCAAAUUGUCAACUUGAUAUUGGAUAAAUGGAAUUUAAUUUGGAUAUUGUCAAUAAGUUGUCUUCACAGCUUA